Molecule: messenger RNA, 1050 nt
Organism: Hemisphaericaspora subhashii
Lineage: Eukaryota; Fungi; Ascomycota; Pichiomycetes; Serinales; Debaryomycetaceae
Product: diphthamide synthase
Exons: 1
Coding region: 1-1050 (349 amino acids)
Molecular function (GO): protein binding
Source: RefSeq, a predicted model, not a curated record
AUGUCAAUACCCAAUAGUAAAAGAUUCGCUGUCACUAAGACAGAUCUUCCUCCAUGUUGCCUACGCAUUCAUCCCGAAAACUCGACACAAAUUAUUAUUGGAACUUACAAACUAGAAGAUAAUGGGACAAGACAUGGUUCAUUAAACUACUACCAUUACGAGAACAACGAAUUCACAUUAAGACAAUCAUUCCCAACACCAGGAGCAAUUCUAGACGUGAAAUUCAAUCCUAGAGACAGUACGAAGAUUCUCACAGUUGACUCAAUUGGUCAUGUCAUAUAUUGGAACUUCGAAAAUGACCAACUCUCAAUUCUCAAUGACAAACAAGUCACCGACUCCGACGAUAUCCUUAUCACAUCCUGUCUCUUCUCCCCAACAGAUCCAGAAUCAGUAUUAUUAACAUUCACAGACGGGACAAGUGCACUCUUCAACCUUAACAGAUUCGAAAUCUCACUUUGGUUAGAUACCCAACACGAACUCGAAUGCUGGACCGGAGCAUUUGGAGAAAUAGGCGAGUUGAGCAAUGUGGUGUAUACAGGUGGAGACGAUUCUAGACUAAUAGCACAUGAUUUGAGAUCGGGGGAGCAUAUUUGGACAACUUCAAGAAAUCAGCAUGAUGCAGGUGUGGUGUCGAUCCUCUCACCGGGUCCGGAUUGGAACACAACCAAUCCACAUACUUUAUGGACCGGGUCGUAUGAUGAUCAAUUGAGGGUGUUUGAUUUAAGAGUAAUGGAUAAGGGGAAUCCAAGUCUUUUGCCAGGAUAUAUACCUAAACUACUCCAUCUGGAGAAUUUGGGUGGUGGGGUAUGGAGAUUGAUCCCUAGUCCGGUUAGUGGUGAUGAUAGAGUAUUGGUAUGUUGCAUGUAUGACGGAGCAAGGAUUGUUAAUCUUGACGAACAAUCACAUUUCACUGUCGAUAGAUAUUUUAAACGAGAUCAUGAGAGUAUGUGUUAUGGAGCCGAUUGGUCCCCUGAUGCCAAAUUUGUAGCAACUUGUUCAUUCUACGAUAAUGUCGUACAGACGUGGUCCCCGGAUGAAAUAGAUACAUAG